Colletotrichum truncatum is the source of this 5817-nucleotide messenger RNA. RefSeq lists its product as uncharacterized. The record is from RefSeq and is a predicted model, not a curated record. Lineage: Eukaryota; Fungi; Ascomycota; Sordariomycetes; Glomerellales; Glomerellaceae. Gene Ontology annotation, molecular function: protein binding.
AUGCUGAAGCGCCAAGAUUCAAGAGGGUUACCAACCCGUUUUUCUGAACAAUACUCAACCGAUAAACGAUCCAUAUCGGUAGCCAAGAACGAUGAUUCCGGCGAAAGACAGAAACAAGAUCAGGCGAUCAGCUUCUGGCUCUCAGAGGCUGAAAAGCUACAGCCUGAGCGACGAGCCCUCUUCUUGGAAAGUGCAGAAUCGGAUAAUUACGAGGAUUAUGUCUCUAGUCUGGCCCGCGCCGUCCAAGACACUGUCAACAACAGCAAAAUUUCCAAACUUUCGAGAAGGAUAAAACCCAUCUACUUGCUUGCGAACUCCAUCGCCCCGAUUACGACAAGCGCGAGUCAAAUCAAUCCUAUGCCUGCGUCCCUGGUGCUCGGGGGUAUUACCUGCAUUCUUUCACUCAGUGUACGUCUGGAUGACUUCCAGAGCAAGUUGAUAGAGACACUAGAGUGGAUGGGCGACGAGGUGGAUCUUAUAAACCUGUACAGACAGGAAGGCCUUUUUGGAGAUGAUCCUGCAAUUAAGGCUUGCGAGAUUAACAUUGCUGCCGACAUUCUCAAAUUCUGUAGGAAAGUAGCUAAGCUAUUUUACGACGAAGACGGAAAAAAGAGAAACACUGCAGUAUUCGCUUUAAGAACCCAGUACAAGGACUUUGAUGUCAGAUUCGGGGAGGUCAAGACUAAUUUCAAACUGCACUUGGAUGCCCUCGAGAAGCGGAGAGACAUGGCCAACAUCCGCAAGAUGAGGUCAGUGCAUGAUAAAGUACAUGACAUUAGCGAAAUGCUCAAGCAUGAGUACGGAGGGUCUCGAAAAGGGACCGAUGGUGAAUCCGAGAGAGAUAAGCAAAAAAUAUAUCAAGAAGAAAGACGUCGACGCUUCUUGGACUGGUUGCCUUCUUUAAACUUUGGAGAAAUCCAGGAAAGUAAUUUUGAUCGCCUGGUCCCCGGCUCUGGAGACUGGCUAUUGGACCAUCACAAGUUCCAAACCUGGCGGGACAGCGCCAAUUCGGACCUGCUCUGGGUCUACGGCAAACCUGGAGCGGGAAAAUCACAUCUGGCCGCUCGAGUGAUUACUGAGCUGGGCCCGUCACUAUCUAGUUCUAGUAGCCCAGCGAUGGCAUAUGCCUAUUGCACCACUACCCAGAUGAAGGCGAGGAUGACCAUGAAUAAUCUCCUGGGCUCUUUGCUCGGGCAGCUGUACAAACAGCUCCCAUUGUCCGAAGGCAUUGACACACUGCUAUCUCGCGCCGACACUAGCAGCAAAGAGGAACUACAGCGGAGUGAGAUGAAGGAGGGAAUCAAAAAAGUGGUUUCUCGGCUACGCUCCUCUUUCAUCAUCGUUGACGGUCUUGACGAGUGCAACCACUUCCCGGACCGCCAAUUCGAGGAUCUAUGCAGCUUUCUAGCCGGCCUGACGGAACCCAAAGACUCGGGAAGCUCGACUAAAAUACUCAUUUUCAGUCGCCCAGACUACAAAGCAAUCAACUCAGCCUUCUCCAAGUACCCCCAAGUUGAGGUUGACGGCGGUGUGAAUGAUGCCGACAUCAAAGCGUAUAUAUCGCAAAAGGUCGAUGAAAUCAAUGGGGAUCCAUCCCCAGAAGAACGAUUAGGCUUCGAAGAGAUCAAAAGUUUGAUGUUCAACAAUGCAGGAGGUCUCUUCUUGUGGGUACAUUUUAAGGCAAAAUACUUCAAAGAGAUCGGCAGUGUCGAGGACAUUAAAGACGCUCUACAGGACACAACGGAGGACCUGGACGACCUCUACGGGGAAGAGAUUAAAAAGAUACUCAACCAUUCUUCUCGCUUUGUUCGCGAUCGGGCUUUGAGAGCACUUUUGUGGGUGACAAACUCAUACCGUCCACUCACGAAGAUUGAGUUAUUAGAAGCGCUCUCCAUAAAACCGGGGAGACGAGGACUCAAUCAGUGCCAAAGGCUUCCUCGCGACAUCUCCCUGAGCACAGAAUGUGCUGAUCUUAUUAGUGAGGUCAAUGGGCGCUACCAACUCCGGCAUGCGUCCUUAAAGGACUUCCUGUCAUCACAACUCCCGACACUGCUCGCGUUCGGUGCUCUUCAAUUAGAAGCACACACAAUUCUCGCCGAGACUUGUCUUACGUACAUCAACCUCCAACAAUUCGACACUGUCCAGCUUACCACGCCGAAAGUAUCCGAUGAGCUUUGUUUCCAAUACCCGCUGUUAGACUACGCCAGCCUAUGCUGGGGCGACCACUUUGUGAAAGGCAACGGGCAUAAGAACAAACGUUUGGAGACGCUUCUGGAAGAACUCCUUAGCAAAGAGAAUGCAAUGAGGCUUACGGUCCAAAUCAAAGUAAAUGACUUUAAAAGGUGGACUCCCGGCAAAACCACACCCCUCCAUAUUCUAGCAAUUUUCAACCUUGUCGAAGUUGCGCGGACAAUGCCGAAACUUCAGUCUUUGAUUAGCAACCAAGACGAAUUUAGACGCUCUCCUAUCGAAUACUCGGUCAAGUUUGGUCGAAGGGAGAUGACAAGGUGGCUGCUUGACAGACAUCUGGAAGAAAGCAAAAACGGGAAACCGCUGAGUCCGGCAAUAUUUAAAUCCUGCGAGCGUUGGCUGCUUCACGAUGUUGCAGAAGAAGACUGGGAAGAUAUCGCCCGAGACUUAGUCUCACUGGGGUUUGACAAGGAUAUCCCUGACUUUAGAGGAGAGACUCCAAUACAUUCUGCCGCCAAAGCUGGAGCAAAUCGAACGUUGAGCUGUUUCUUGGAAAUGGGUGCACUGCUUAAUACCACAACCAUGGACGGUGACACGCCUCUUACUGCAGCAGCCUUCCAUCUUAACCCCUCCGGGGUCGAUGCUUUGCUUCGUGCGGGCGUGGAAGCGACCCAGGCCGGAAAAUAUCAGGAGACGGCCCUUCAUUACGCGGCGGAAUGUGGACUUGCAGACAUGGUUGUCAAUCUGCUAAGCCAUGGGGCUGAUGUCAAUGCUCGGUGCUCACCCAAACGAGGCCUUUUCGGGCAAACUCCUUUACAUUAUGCCGCUAGGUGUAACAUGGCCGAAGUAGUCGAGAUACUAAUCAAGCAUGAAGCAGGGAUGGAUAUUGAGACAACAAAGGGAGACAAUGCUUUCAUGAUGGCAUGCGGUUUCGGUAACAUCGAGGUGGUCAAAGUCCUUCUGAAAAACGGCACCGACCCAUCCACACGCAACUCGGCAAAUGGCCAGACAGGGCUUCAUGUUGCCGCAGACCGGGGAGAUACUUCGUUGAUAAAGAUUCUUUUGGAAACUCGGGCCCGCGACACCCUUUUGAAUGCUCUUGAUGAAGAUGGAAACACACCCCUGAUCAUUAGCCUUAUGGCGGAACAGACGACGGUCGCCAAGAUGCUUCUUGAACAGGGAGCUCAGUCUGAUUUGGCAAACAAGGUCGGAUGUACCCCAUUGUGGAUUGCUAUAGAAAAUAAUUGUGGCGAGGUUGCGAGGUUGCUUUUGACAGACUACAAGAGCGGCGCAGACAGACCUGGUUAUGGUGGAAAGACAGCUCUCCAUCUUAUUGCAAGUCGUGGAUGGUCAGAUUUACUGCCGCUGAUCCUGGAACAAAACGGAAGCCCAGAAGCGAGAGAUGAUGAAGGGCUUGCGCCUCUUCAUUACGCAGCUGCAUUCAACCAAUGCGAUUUCAUAAACGAGUUGAUGAGGUUGUCUUCCGGUCUAGACACUUGUCCUCUUAACAUCAAGGGACUUACACCGCUUCAUUUUGCGGCUAGAGAAGGCUCUGUGGAUGCAAUCAGGCUUUUGAAAAAGAUCAAUCCCUCGUCCUGUUCCGUCAAGACGGAAUCAGCAAAGAUGCUACCAAUCCACCACGCUGCUUUCUCUGGCCAGGUUCAAUGUGUGGCUGAGCUGGUAACGCCCGAGACUAUCAAUAGCGAGUGUAGCAGUGGAGAAACUCCUUUGUGGAUUGCAUGUAUGAAGGGACGGUAUAACGUAGUACGGCACCUGAUUGAAUGUGGUGCUGAUGUCGACAAAGCUGAUGAAAGUGGGAACACCCCUGCUCUGGUUGCUUCGUCUCAGUCGUAUAUACGCAUCACGAAUCUCCUCCUGGAUAACGGGGCCAGUGCAGAAAUAGCUGCAAGAAAUGGUACUAACCUGCUUCAUAUUGCUGCGGAAAUCGGAAACGAGAAACUGGUUGACCACUUUUUGCGGCUUUCGGACAAUGACCUAAAAGAGACAAACCUGGGAAGUAUGAUAUUCGCCAUGAACGAGGAAGGAUGGGAUGCCAUGUGUUUCGCAGCCAGAGGCGGCCAACACCGCAUGGUGGAACGCCUUCGCAAGCUUCAGAUUCCGAUCGACAGUAUGGGUCGUGGCUUUAUGAAUCCCCUGACCUUGGCCGCUGCACAUGGCUAUUCAGACUUUGUGAAAGUGGCUGUGGCACAAGGCGCUUCUCUUCAAAGCAAAAGCCGUUGGGAUGAGUGGUUCCAGCGAGAUGCGCUUCUGAACGCCACGGCAUGCCAGAGGAGGCAAACCGCAGAGAUCUUGCUGGCCAACGGCGCUGACCCGACGAUGAGGGAUUGCUACGGCAUGUGUGCGAUCGACUAUGCAGCGCAAAGCCCGUUGUUGUCAGGCGUGUUCGAUCGUUUGCUCAAAGACUAUCAGCCAUUGGACCCAAAGACUCGGAAUGAAAAUGUGAUCAGGGGUAUCGUCAAAUUCGCAAGCGCAGAAGAACUAGCCCAAGCCGGCAGGGAUGAUAAAGCUGCGCGGGACAGACACCUGCAGGUAUGCGGGAUAACAGCAGGUUUGCUUCUACUCAAUACGCCAACUAGCAUCGAGCAAGCCCGUCUUUGCAUGUUCGAAUUGGCAGGAGACCAAGUAACAUGCGAUAUGUGCGCGGAAUCCGUCUCGGUACCCUUCUUUCAGUGCACUGUGUGCACGGAUUUAGACCUAUGUCCACCUUGUCACCAAGUGUACUGCCAGUCCACGCCGCCCAACACGAUACCGGAGCAUAUUAAAGAUUUCUGGGCACUUGAGGAGGAGAUGUAUCCGGUCCUUCGAGUUGCUGUGGUGUUUCGAAAACAAGGUGUUGAAUCGUUACCAAUAUGCUUCAAGAACCUUGGCCAGAUCGUCGAAGAGUGGAUAGACGAAAGAGCUGAGGCGUAUGUGCGCUGGGAAAAGUUUCACGAGCUAGAAGCGGACUUCAACCCACGCCCGGCGCCUGGUUGGACAUUUAUACGUCUUCUCGACGCUGUGCGAGGACUGAAAUGGCUUGAUCCGGGCAAAAACAAUGCAGAGAAUGCCGAAAGAACCAUCCAUUUUGGAGAUGUGCAGCAAGGGUUAGAGACCAUUUACGAAAAGUUCAGUCCCCAAACGGAGAACCACAAGCCGGCUUGCAACGGACACGAGUUCAUUGAAAUCUUGCCGCAUACACAACUAUCUGCCGAAGACCAAAAUCAUUUUGAGGCGGAAGGAAAUUUGAAGAGAGAGUUUAUCGAGGACUUGGCCAGGCAGUACUCGGAUCGCUUAGCUCAAAACAACGACGAAAGCAGCGUUCAGGCAGCCGAUACCCCAAUACCGCAUAUAACUGUACAAGAUCAAGUAAUUGCUAAUGAGGUUGAGAUGAUAGUCUUGAAGAGUGACAGAGCUGAGAAAAACAAGCAAAGGCUGAAUCUGCUUCGCGAGAAGUUGUUAGAGAACAUUGCUGAGUCUUCACCUCAAGGGAAUACAUACAGUGGCGUCAACGGAGCUGCAGCCGCGUUGGACACGCCAUUGAACGUACACGAAAUUUCUUGGGAGUUGGCUCAUGCUAUUCUCGGAGUUCCAUAUCCUGGGGGCUUGUCUGAUCCAUCACCUACUUAA